This is a messenger RNA of Calidris pugnax (ruff), 2252 nucleotides long. It is a transcript of the gene MSI1, whose product is annotated as musashi RNA binding protein 1. The record is from RefSeq and is a predicted model, not a curated record. NCBI's taxonomy places the organism in Eukaryota, Metazoa, Chordata, Aves, Charadriiformes, Scolopacidae. Gene Ontology annotation, molecular function: RNA binding. Bases 1 to 993 code for a protein of 330 amino acids. Gene Ontology annotation, cellular component: cytoplasm. The transcript has 14 exons.
AUGUUCAUCGGGGGACUGAGCUGGCAGACCACGCAAGAGGGCUUGCGGGAGUACUUCAGCCAGUUCGGCGAGGUGAAGGAGUGCCUGGUGAUGCGGGACCCGCUGACAAAGAGAUCCAGGGGCUUCGGGUUCGUCACGUUCAUGGACCAGGCUGGCGUCGACAAGGUCCUGGCCCAAUCCAGACAUGAACUGGACUCCAAGACGAUUGACCCGAAGGUAGCGUUCCCCCGCCGAGCACAGCCCAAGAUGGUGACCCGAACGAAGAAGAUAUUUGUGGGUGGUCUGUCUGUGAACACUACUGUGGAGGAUGUGAAACAGUAUUUCGAGCAGUUUGGGAAGGUGGACGACGCGAUGCUGAUGUUCGACAAGACAACCAACCGACACCGAGGGUUUGGGUUUGUCACAUUUGAAAGCGAAGACAUUGUGGAAAAAGUGUGUGAAAUCCACUUCCAUGAGAUCAACAAUAAAAUGGUGGAGUGUAAAAAAGCCCAGCCGAAGGAGGUGAUGUCCCCAACGGGCUCGGCACGAGGGCGGUCCCGAGUCAUGCCUUACGGGAUGGAUGCCUUCAUGCUGGGGAUCGGCAUGCUGGGUUAUCCAGGCUUCCAAGCUGCCACCUACGCCAGUCGGAGUUACACUGGCAUCGCACCUGGCUACACUUACCAGUUCCCUGAGUUCCGUGUAGAGCGGACCCCUCUCCCGAGUGCCCCCGUCCUCCCUGAGCUCACAGCAAUCCCCCUCACUGCGUAUGGACCAAUGGCGGCAGCAGCGGCUGCGGCAGCCGUGGUGCGAGGGACAGGUUCCACCCCCAGUCGCACCGGUGGAUUUCUGGGCACCACCAGCCCCGGGCCGAUGGCAGAGCUUUAUGGAGCCGCCAACCAGGACUCAGGGGUCAGCAGUUACAUCAGCGCUGCCAGUCCAGCCCCGAGCACCGGCUUCGGCCACAGCCUAGGGGGUCCCUUGAUUGCAACAGCUUUUACCAAUGGGUAUCACUGAAGCUGGGGACCAAGGAGGCAGGAGAUUCCCCAGUGACCUAACCGAGGACAGCGGCUGGAGGAUCUGGUGAGCCUCGGGGGAUGAGCCAAGGUUACCUUUUCUUGAAUCAAACUGCACACUGCCGGCCGGCUGCCAGGCUCCUGCCGCCCUGCCCUGAUCUCUCCCUUUGACCAGACCACACUGGACUGAACCCGAGGAGAUCAUCUCGCUUUCUUACUAACCACCGACGGUUUACGCUUCCCCCCUCCCUGCCCCCAGCCCACCGAUUCUUCUUUUAUUUAUUUUAUUAGCUGUUAGUUUUAUUUUUUUAUUUUAUUUUUUUAUCUUUUUUUGGGGGGGGGCUACCCCUUCUUUUUGUUGUUUGCUCCUUCCCGAGCUAGUAGACAUAUUUUAUGAAUUGGCUUUGUGAUUGUGUUAGGUAGUUUUUAUUGAGGAGUAUUUUUAUUUGGCUUUGAAACUGUUUUGAAUAUUUUCAACUCUGUUGUUGUUGUCGUCAGUGUUUUUAAAGCACGGUAUGUAACAAGAAUGCAGUUCUGAAGGGAAGAAAGAGACGCAGAGAGAGCAAAGGCUGAGAGGAACUGAUGUAUUUCUAUUUUUUUUAAAGAAACUGUUUUUAAUUGUUUCUGUUUUGUAAAUGUGAGGCUUUGAAAAGUGUGAAACUCCAAGGAUCCGAAAACGUUGGACAUCGCUAUGGAACAAAACAAAUGUAUAUUUUGCUAAGUGAAAAACACUAUCCUUACAGCUGAAAGAAUUUUUUUUUUUUUCCUAGGUUUAGUUUUACGUGGGGUUUUCUUUUUCCUCCUGUAUAAUAUGUAAAUAUCGCGAGCUGAACCUGGCUGCCUCCUGCAGCCUGGCUCCAAGGAGCAGCUCCAGGUCCUGGACUUGGUGCCGCAGUGUGAGCAAUACUCUCCAGCAGAAUCCUGACAGGACUCCGUUCUUUUUUUGUACACCUUUUACUGUAAGAUUUUAAGACCUCUGAUGAGAUGAAAAGGGGGGGUGGGGGUGGGGGGCGGGGGUGAAAACGUACCGGCCAUCGGCUGUUUUGCUGAGCGGGUUAAAGCUGCUUCCAAUCGCUCGAUGUACAGACUCCAUCACUGGGCUCCGUAGCGCCAGCCUCGGGCUCGGCUUUAGGUAAAGGGCUUUACCGCCAUCGCUUGUCUUGGUUACUUUGAAAAGAAUUCACUCUCCAAACACUAUCGCUCGCGUCAAGAUUUCCUGGGGAAGGGGGGAUCCUCCUCCGGAGGCGAGGGUAUCGGAGC